Molecule: messenger RNA, 1350 nt
Organism: Gymnogyps californianus (California condor)
Lineage: Eukaryota; Metazoa; Chordata; Aves; Accipitriformes; Cathartidae
Gene: FOXA2
Product: forkhead box A2
Exons: 2
Coding region: 1-1350 (449 amino acids)
Biological process (GO): cell differentiation; anatomical structure morphogenesis; regulation of transcription by RNA polymerase II
Molecular function (GO): RNA polymerase II cis-regulatory region sequence-specific DNA binding; transcription factor binding; DNA-binding transcription factor activity, RNA polymerase II-specific
Source: RefSeq, a predicted model, not a curated record
AUGCACUCCACUUCCAGUAUGCUGGGAGCGGUGAAAAUGGAAGGCCAUGAGCACACGGACUGGAGCAACUACUACGGGGAGCCCGAGAGCUACUCCUCGGUGAGCAACAUGAACGCGGGGCUGGGCAUGAACAGCAUGAACACGUACAUGACCAUGUCGGCCAUGAGCACCACGGCCAACAUGACGGCUGCCACCUCCAUGAACAUGUCCUACGCCAACACGGGCAUGAGCCCCUCGCUCACCGGCAUGUCCCCGGGCGCGGGGACCAUGCCCGGCAUGGGCUCGGCCGGCGUGGCGGGGAUGGGCGCCCACCUGAGCCCCAGCAUGAGCCCCAUGGGGGGCCAAGCGGGCUCCAUGAACGCCCUGGCCCCCUACACCAACAUGAACUCCAUGAGCCCCAUCUACGGGCAAUCCAACCUCAACCGCUCCCGGGACCCCAAGACCUACCGGCGGAGCUACACGCACGCCAAACCGCCCUACUCCUACAUCUCCCUCAUCACCAUGGCCAUCCAGCAGUCGCCCAACAAGAUGCUGACGCUGAGCGAGAUCUACCAGUGGAUCAUGGACCUCUUCCCCUUCUACCGCCAGAACCAGCAGCGCUGGCAGAACAGCAUCCGCCACUCGCUCUCCUUCAACGACUGCUUCCUCAAGGUGCCCCGCUCCCCGGACAAGCCGGGCAAAGGCUCCUUCUGGACGCUGCACCCCGAUUCGGGCAACAUGUUUGAGAACGGCUGCUACCUGCGCCGCCAGAAGCGCUUCAAGUGCGAGAAGCAGCUGGCCGCCAAGGACAGCGGCGGGGCGGGCGGCGGGGCGGGCGGCGGGGGCAAGAAGGGGCCCGGGCAACCCCCCAGCCAACCCUUGGGGGAAGGCAGCUCCUCGGGGGGUUCCGAGGGCUCGGCCGGCGCCGAGUCCCCGGCCAGUGCCUCGCCGUGCCAGGACCACAAGCGCGCCCUGGCCGACCUGAAGGGCACGCCGGGGCUGAGCCCUGGGGAACCAGCGGCCUCGCCGGCCCAGCACCUCCUGGCCCCCCCGCACGCCGGCCUGCCCCACGACGCCCACCUCAAGCCCGAGCACCACUACGCCUUCAACCACCCCUUCUCCAUCAACAACCUGAUGUCCUCCUCCGAGCAGCAGCACCACCAUCCCCACCACCACCACCACCACCACCACAAAAUGGACCUGAAGGCCUACGAGCAGGUGAUGCACUACUCGGGCUACGCCUCGCCCAUGCCCGGCAGCCUGGCCAUGGGGCCCGUAACGAACAAAAACGGCUUAGAGUCCUCCCCUUUAGCCGGAGAGACUUCUUACUACCAAGGUGUGUAUUCCCGGCCCAUCAUGAACUCCUCCUAA